Molecule: messenger RNA, 3805 nt
Organism: Setaria italica (foxtail millet)
Lineage: Eukaryota; Viridiplantae; Streptophyta; Magnoliopsida; Poales; Poaceae
Product: receptor kinase-like protein Xa21
Exons: 2
Coding region: 45-3524 (1159 amino acids)
Biological process (GO): protein phosphorylation
Molecular function (GO): ATP binding; protein kinase activity; protein binding
Source: RefSeq, a predicted model, not a curated record
AUAGCCUUGUUUACUCGCUGCAUCAAGGAGCACAGAGCCAAGCUAUGCGGACAGCCAUGGAGCACCAUUGCUCCAUCCUACUCGUGGCCUCCCUCCUCCUGCUUGCAUCUCCAGCAUGGACAUCGGCCUCCGCGGGAAGUGACGGCACCGACGCUGACCACCGUGCGCUCAUGCAGUUCCGGUCCCUCAUCACGGACGACCCAUCCGGGGCCUUGGCAUCAUGGGGCGGCGGCAACAUGACCGCGCCGGCGCCGUGCAGGUGGCACGGCGUCACGUGCGGGGUGCGCGGGCGCCGCCGCGGCCGCGUGACAGCGCUGGACCUCCGCGGGCUCGACCUAGCCAGCUCCGGCACCGCGGCUCCUUCAUCCCUCUCGAGCCUCACCUACCUUCGGCGACUUGACCUCUCCGGGAACCGCCUCGGCGGCGGCGUGCCCUCCCCGUUGCCACCCUCCCUCGAGCGCCUCAAUCUCAGCCACAACGCGCUGCAGGGGCCGGUGCCCGCGGCGCUGGGGUCACUGCACCGCCUCCAGGUGCUCAGUCUCGCCUACAACAACCUCACCGGAGCAAUCCCUGCCUCCCUUAGCAACCUCACCUCCCUCACCUCCCUCAGCCUCACCAGCAACAACCUCGCCGGCGCAAUACCUGCCUCCCUUGGCAACCUCACCUCCCUCACCAUCCUCGGCCUCGCCAGCAACAACCUUGCCGGCGCCAUCCCUGGCGCUCUCGGCAACCUCAAAGAUCUCACCGCCCUCUACCUCGGCCAGAACAUGCUCCAAGGAUCCAUACCUUCCACCCUCGGCAACCUCAAAGCUCUCACCGUCCUCUACCUCGGCAGCAACAUGCUCCAAGGAUCCAUACCUUCCGCCUUGUUUAACAUCUCCUCUCUCCAGAAACUUGGCGUGCAGAUCAACAACCUCACCGGGACUCUGCCCCCGAAUGGCAGGCUGCCCAGACUCACGUGGUUCGACGUUGACAACAACCGGCUACACGGUGCCAUCCCGCCGUCGCUCUGCAACCUCACCUCCCUCACCAUCCUCAGCCUCACCAGCAACAACCUCGCCGGCGCCAUCCCUGGCGCUCUCGGCAACCUCAAAGCUCUCACCGGCCUCUACCUCGACAACAACAUGCUCCAAGGAUCCAUACCUUCCACCGUGUUUAACAUCUCCUCUCUCCAGAAACUUGACGUGCAGAUGAACAACCUCACCGGGACUCUGCCCCCGAACGCCGGUGGCAGGCUGCCCAGACUCACGUCUUUCAACGUUGCCUCCAACCGGCUACACGGUGCCAUCCCGCCGUCGCUCUGCAACGCCUCCAAGCUGGAGUUGGCACAGAUGCUGAAUAAUUCCUUCUCCGGAGUCAUACCGAACUGCCUUGGAACUCACCUUAAGAACUUGUGGGCACUGACACUGGACUCCAACCAGCUGGAAGCAAAUGUUGAUGCUGACUGGGGAUUCAUGGAUAGUCUGACCAACUGCAGCAAUCUGAAGUACAUUGGCCUAUCUCAAAACAAGCUGGGAGGUGUGCUUCCUGGCUCGAUCGCAAACCUUUCGACGAGCAUGGAGGUCUUGAGCAUAUGGGGCAACAUGGUAAGCGGGCAAAUACCUCAGGAAAUCAGCAACCUUGUCAACCUGAACACCAUUGCUAUGAAUCUCAAUAAGCUUACUGGUAUUAUCCCUACCUCAAUUGGCAAACUUAACAAGCUGAGCAAGCUUAUCUUGUACGGCAACAAGCUAUCAGGGCAAAUCCCACCAACAAUUGGCAAUCUCACCGUGCUCACCGAAUUAUCCCUUGAUCACAACAUGCUCACGGGUCCCAUUCCUUCCAGUCUUGGUAGUUGCCCUUUGCAGACGCUGUCCCUGGAGCACAAUCGCCUUACUGGUCCAAUACCAAAAGAAGUUCUCCUCAUAUCCACGCUUUCCAUCUUCGUGAGUUUCCAAGGGAACAUGCUAGCUGGAUCGUUGCCAUCGGAAGUUGGUCACCUGAAAAAUCUUGUGACCCUUGAUGUGUCUGGAAAUAGGUUAACCGGGGAAAUCCCCAACUCUCUUGGCGAUUGCCAAAUCUUACAGUAUUGCUUUAUGAAAGGGAACAUGUUUCAAGGGAAAAUUCCAGAGUCAUUGGGACAACUGAAGGGCCUCUUGGUUCUUGAUCUUUCAAGAAACAACUUGUCUGGUCAUAUUCCAGACUUCUUUGGUAACGUGAAAGGUCUUCAACAACUGAAUAUCUCCUUCAAUAACUUUGAUGGUGAAGUCCCAAAGCAAGGAAUAUUUCUUAACGCCAGCGCGUUUUCAGUCGAGGGAAACUCUGGCCUCUGUGGAGGUAUUGCUCAGCUGAAAUUGCCACCUUGCUCAGAUAAUGGCAGCACUAGCAGCAAUAAGCGAUCACGCAAACUUGUCAUGAUAGUCUCUAUAGCCACUGCCUUUCUAGGAAUCUCCUUGCUCCUUGCACUAUGUGUAUUAUGUCAUCAAAGAAGGAAGUUGAUAAAGGCAGAACAUGCCUUACCACUCAUCAACGAUCAGUAUGCAAGGGUUUCAUAUGUCAACUUGAUGAAUGCAACAAAUAGUUUUGCUUCUGAAAACCUCAUAGGCAUUGGAAGCUUCGGCUCUGUUUACAAGGGAACAAUGAUAAGCCAUGACCAAGAAGUUGUUGUCGCUGUGAAGGUGCUCAACCUUCAGCAGCGAGGGGCGUCACAAAGUUUCAUUGCAGAAUGUGAGACUCUGAGAUGCGCUCGACAUCGGAACCUUGUGAAAAUCUUGACGGUGUGUUCAGGUAUUGAUUCCGGUGGCCUUGAUUUCAAAGCUAUUGUAUUUGAUUUCCUACCAAAUGGAAAUCUAGACCAGUGGCUACACCACCGUCUCAGGGAAUAUGGCACCCAUAGGAGGAUUGAUCUUGUCCAACGGAUAGACAUUGCCAUUCAUGUCGCUUCUGCACUCGAAUAUCUUCACCACUAUAAACCAACCCCGAUAGUUCAUUGUGAUCUCAAGCCAAGCAAUAUUCUCCUUGACAAUGACAUGGUUGCCCAUGUUGGUGAUUUUGGGCUCGCAAGAUUUGUGCAUCAAGACCAGACUAACCCCUCGGAUAUAUCAAGUGGUUGGGCUACAAGAAGGGGAACCAUUGGAUAUGCUCCUCCAGAGUAUGGACUGGGUAACGAAGUCUCAAUCUAUGGUGACAUGUACAGCUUCGGAGUACUAUUGUUGGAAAUUUUCACAGGAAAAAGACCAACAGAUAGCGACUUCGUGCAAGAUCUCAACCUUCAUAGGUACGUGCAAAUAGCACUGCAAGAUCAGCAAGUCACCAGUGUGGUAGACCAACAGUUACUGCCAGAGCAAGAUCCGGAACUCGAAGGGAGAACAAGCAGCUCCAGUAGCACCAGAGAAAUUAUAGUUGCCUGUGUUACUUCAAUUCUGCAUAUCGGAAUUCUGUGCUCGAAGGAACUUCCAACAGACCGCUUGCUGAUUGGUGAUGCCUUGAGAGAGCUUCACAGAAUCAAAGACAAUUAUAACCAGUUGCACUUAUUAGGUACAUAGAACUUUCUGAAACACAGGAUUUCCAUAUCCAGAAACAUUUUACAGUAUUCCGUGAUCAGAACAGAUACCAGGUCCUUGACUGCACUCAACCAAGUGCUGUGCUUUUUACUUUUAAAAAGACAUGAAACCAUAGGAUUGACGUUGCAUACACAAUGGACGCCAGUAUCGCAUCCACCUGCACAUCAGGGUCUAGAGUGCAUUGUUAGAUUAUCUUAAUAUAUGAUGUGGCCCAUGUAAUUAAAGAGAAUGAUUUUCAUAUGAAAAGAUCGCAGUGUGUGUUU